Manis pentadactyla (Chinese pangolin) is the source of this 5147-nucleotide messenger RNA. It is a transcript of the gene FLYWCH1, whose product is annotated as FLYWCH-type zinc finger 1. The transcript has 11 exons. The record is from RefSeq and is a predicted model, not a curated record. Lineage: Eukaryota; Metazoa; Chordata; Mammalia; Pholidota; Manidae. Bases 576 to 2723 code for a protein of 715 amino acids.
CACUGGGCGUUCCGAGGCCGUCUCCCCCGAGGGGGUGGGGGGAUGGCGCGCGCUCCCGACGGCCAGCGGGCGGCGCGCGCGGGCACGGGCUCGCUCCCGGAGGGCAGGUGGGGGCGGGGAGUGAGCCCGGGGUUGCGCUGGCCAGUGCGGCCUGGGCUGGGAGGUCGACGCCCGUGCUUGCAGCGGCCGAGGCCAAAGGACCCGCUGCGGCUGGGUCGCCGGAGAGGGAGGGCCCCGCUGCCGUCGCCGCCCGGCCGGUGCCCGGUGAGUCAGCCCAGAGGAGUGAAGCAAUUCGCCCCAGGUCUCCCCCUAGCAGGCCAGCACUGAGGAGCCUUGUGCUGGGAGCUGAUGCUGGUGGUUCUCACUCUCGUGUGUGAAGGCCAGAUGCCCAGGAGCCCUCGGUGACGGGAAUUCUCCAGCCACUUCACAGCCCUGUCUCUGCCCAGCGGAGACAGCCGCGGCUCAGGCACAAGGACGGAGACCCAGGACUGUGAGGUGCCUUGCCGGGGAAGAGGAGGAGAAACCCAUCGGCUGGGGCCUGAGUGGGGUCUGGGGGACGGGCCGUCGGUCUCGGAAUGCCCCUGCCCGAGCCCAGGGAGCAGGAGGGGGAGAGCGUGAGAGCCGUCCAGGAGCCUUCCCCCGAGUCCCCUGAGCCAGGCACAGAUGUGGUCCCUGCUGUCCCCACGAAGCCCAGAAAGUUCUCCAAACUGGUCCUGCUGGCAGCCUCCACUGAGAAUGGGGCUGGGGUGUACUCCCGGCCCAAAGGAGUGGACUGCAUCAUGUCCCUGGAGAUGUCUGGCCCCAACAUGCUGACCAGGCCCUCCCAGACCCUGCCAGUACAGGAGCAGGGAAAGGCAGUCCAGCCAAGCCCUCUGUCCCCCGGACAGAAAUGCAGCAAGCCAGACACAGUAGCCCCCAAGCCCCUGGAGUUCCUGAGGACCCCAUUUGGGGGCCGCCUCCUGGUGCUCGAGUGCUUCCUGUACAAGCAGGAGAAGGCCGUGGGGGACAAAGUGUACUGGAAGUGCCGCGAGCACACUGAGCUGGGCUGCCGGGGCCGGGCCAUCACCUGCGGCCUGCGGGCCACCGUGAUGCGGGGCCACUGCCAUCCCCCUGACGAGGAGGGCCUGGAGGCCCGGCGCCAGAGACAGAAGCUGUGUAGCGCGGCCCUGCCAGAAGGCUUGGGGGUUCCCGCGGGCCCUGGGGUCCAAGUGCAGGAGCCGCUGGAGGGGGUGGGCCCCUGGCUGUACCCAGAGGAGCCAGAGCCCGCCCCAGGGCUGGUGCUGAGCAAGCCGGCCCCGGAGGAGGAGGAGGGCCUGCGAGGCCUGUCGCUGCUCAGCUUGCCUCCCAAGAAACGCCCAGCACUGGGCAUUGGAGAGCCCCCACCACUAGAGUUCCUGAGGACGUGCUACGGGGGCAGCUUCCUGGUGCACAAGUCCUUCCUGUACAAGCGGGAGAAGGCCAUGGGGGACAAGGUCUACUGGACGUGCCGGGACCACACGCUGCAUGGCUGCCGCAGCCGGGCCGUCACCCAGGGCCAGCGGGUGACGGUGAUGCGCGGCCACAGCCACCUGCCCGACCUGGAGGGCCUGGAGGCCCGGCGGCAGCAGGAAAAGGCCAUGGAGAUGUUGCACACCAGGCCGGGCGGCCCCGGGAGCCAAGUGGACAAGCUGCGCAGAGGUGUGGACAGCCUGUUCUACCGCCGGGGGCCUGGUGCCCUGACUCUCACCAGGCCCCAGCCCAGAAAGCGAGAGAAGGUCAAAGAUCAGGGCCUUCCAGCCCAGCCCGAAGCCCUGCAGGAUGAGGACCUAGGAGGCCCUGAGUUCCUGAGGACCCCUCUGGGGGGCAGCUUCCUGGUGUACGAGUCCUUCCUGUACCGGCGGGAGAAGGCGGCAGGGGAGAAGGUGUACUGGACGUGCCGGGACCAGGCCCGCAUGGGCUGCCGCAGCCGGGCCAUCACCCAGGGCCAGCGGGUGACCGUGAUGCGGAGCCACUGCCACCCGCCAGACCUGGGGGGCCUGGAGGCCCUGAGGCAGCGCGAGCGGCGCUCCAGCUCAGCCCAGCGGGGUAGCCCAGGAGGCCCUGAGUUCCUGAGGACCCCUCUGGGGGGCAGCUUCCUGGUGUACGAGUCCUUCCUGUACCGGCGGGAGAAGGCGGCAGGGGAGAAGGUGUACUGGACGUGCCGGGACCAGGCCCGCAUGGGCUGCCGCAGCCGGGCCAUCACCCAGGGCCAGCGGGUCAUGGUGAUGCGCAGGCACUGCCACCCGCCCGACCUGGGGGGCCUGGAGGCCCUGAGGCAGCGGGAGCGGCUCCCCAGCCCAGCCCAGAAGGAAGGCUCAGGACCCCUCCAGCCCCUGGAGUUCCUGAGAACUUCCUUGGGGGGCAGGUUCCUGGUGUACGAGUCCUUCCUCUACAGAAAGGAGAAGGCGGCAGGGGAGAAGGUGUACUGGAUGUGCCGGGACCAGGCCCGCAUGGGCUGCCGCAGCCGCGCCAUCUCCCAGGGCCAGCAGGUGACCGUGAUGCGCAGCCACUGCCACCCGCCUGACCUGGGGGGCCUGGAGGCCCUGAGGCAGCGGGAGCGGCGCCCCAGCACAGCCCAGCGGGAGGACCCAGAAAAGAGAAAACUUCUGCCCAAAGUGCAGCUAUGCCUCAAGACUUGUUCCCCCGAAAGCCGGCAGGUGGACAGGAAAGUGAAAGAUACAAACCUUGACAGCAAAUCCCAGUGAGGCCCACCUCCUCCCGGCGUGAACAGAGGAACCUCAGGUGUUGCCAGCAUCAAGGAUGCUCUGCAUCCACACAGGACCUGCUUAGAUUUUGCUUGACCAAAACUCAUUUUUCCAAAGCAUCAAUGCCCUUCACAUUUCCUCAAGGGGUCUCCCAGGUAGACUACUUUAAUGGUGUCUUCAUUUGGCAAAGAAGAGCUCCGGGGCCAGUACCUUGAAGACCCACUUACGGAAGAGCUGCAGCUUUUGACCAAGAUGCCUCUUCCUGCUCCACCGCUCCCAGCCGCAGACACCUCUCCAUUUCAGAGCAGGCGACUUUGCCCAGGGCUUUCUGGUUGGGUGUGGCUCUGCUUCUUCAGGCUGAGCUGCCCUGCGCACCUCCAUCUGCCCCAGAUGUUUUCUGGACAAAUGCCAGGUGGACCUUCAUGUUCCCUGCCCACUGGCUGCUGGGGCGUGGCCGUCCCUCAUGGUCACAGAGCCAGCCAAACCAGAGGCCCCACUACACUUUCUGUCAGACUUCCCUUCCUUUGCCAUUUUCCAUGUCCCUAUGUCCACAACCCUCACAGCCAGUGUCCUUCCUGUCAGUGGGAACCAGCCCAGAGGCCCACAGGAAUCUGGUCCUGGGCAGACACUACCUGGCUGAAAAGCCAGCAGCAUCCUGAGUCAGCCACGUUUGUCUGAUGCAGGAGAGGCAGACCCAGAUGGUAGUGGAGGUGCGCCCCUUUCGCCUGUACGUAGCAGAGACCUGGCUUAGCAGGUCUGAGAGGAAGCAGGCUGACGUCCUCCCAGGAGCUCCAGCGGCUGCUGCUAGCAAGGCCACAUCCCCAACACUGAGGCUCCUUGCCCCCUCCCUGUUAUUACAGAGGGCGCACACAGCAGCAGGCCCCCUCUCCUAGCAAACCUGCCACCAAGCUAUGAGACAGUGACAGCUCGGGGCCCCCCACUGUCCCUCCACCUAUACAUUUCCCCCAGUACACCCCAUUUUAUAUCUCACCAUGUAGAGCUGAUGUGUCCACAUCCCCUUUGCAACAACAGUUGGUCACCGUGAAGCCAUGGACUUCAUGGGUCUCAGUGCCCCAUGGCCAGAGUGGUGGUGUUUGGCUGGGCACGUGCCUGGAGGAGACCCCCACCCACCCAGGGACAGUGCUGGGGCACCUAUGUCAGCUGGGCCAAAAGCUGAUGGAGGUCCUCUGGAGGGGCUGCUGCAGAGUCUCCAAGCCUGCAGGGCUCCCGGCCCUCAUGUUGCUGCGAGAGGCCUUGAUUCUCCACUACUGCCUCUCAUGCUGAGAUCUCCCUGACUCAUUUUCCUAAGCUGGGGCAAGCUUAGGAUGGAAGUGGCGCCAAGCAAAGGGCACCUUAGAGCUGAGACCCUGACUGUCUUCCCAGGUAGGUGACUGGCUCGUCCACAGACCUGCCAGCAACACAGAGCCCUCUCCCACCAGCCUUGCCAGCAGUCAAGAUGGUCCAGUGAUAUGAUGGCCUACCUCCAGGUAGGAGGCAGGUGUCUGCCAAACGACCCGUCAUGCUGAUGGCCCCUCAGCAGUGGACACUGGAAAAAGCUCUGUUUCAGGCAAUGUUCUCGGGCAGACAGCGUGCUGCCCUGUGACAAUGAACUGCAGGCAGCCAAGGCCAAAGACACCGGACCCAAGACCCAUCUUCAUGUCACAAAUGCGCACACCCACAGAAGGCAGCCACGUGCAGAGGAAGGCGCCUGGACUCAAGCUUGCGCCACCACCGCACGGGCCUGUGUGCCCAUUAGGAAGCACUGAGCCGCAGUAGUGAUCGCCACCUGCAUGUCUGCACCCCCGGGGUGGGGGCCUCUGCAAGGCCAGCGACUUCUCCAGUCCCGAGUCCCACACCCGGCCACUUGGAUGGGCUCCGGGCACCUGGAAGUAUGGGUGCAGCACAAGGAGAAUGGUGGAAGGCACAGGCCUCUCCUGGAUGGCCCACUCGCGGGGCCUGCACCUCUCCCUCUCCUCUGCUCCUGCUCUGACCUUACAGGCAGAUGGAUGGCCCGAGUUGCCUGGGCUGAAGACUUCCAGAGGGACAUGAAUUUGGACACUGCUGUCACCUUGGGUGGCCUCACGGCAGCUCAGCCCCUGAACUCCAGAGGCAUCCACCUCCUAAGUUUAGUUCCUCAAUGAUUCCACAGCCACAGAGCUGUCCCCUGUCCUCUCCCCGUCCCAGAGCAAAGUGCACAGGGGCAAGUGCCUCUCUUGGAAGCUGGCCCCUCAGCAGACGGUGACAGAGCUACAGGGCCAUGCACUUCUUCUUCCCUGCUCCAGCUUUGCUGCCGGUCUCCCCCAGUAACCUUGUUUAUUAUGUCUACACCGGAUGGUACAGGUGGUGUGUCUCUGUGCCCCUUUGCCUGACAAUGAGCAGCAACGUCUCAGUUAUGAAAUUUAAAAUAAAAAGUUUGCAAAGAGA